GUCAUGUGCGCAUACAUACAUUAAAGGUAGUGCGCAUGAUCGCGACAAGCAAUUUCCGGUAAAACUGUAGGUCAAGUAUUAGGUUAAUACCAAGUCUUCAAAAUGUUCUCCAGGUUAGCAAGGCCUGCCUCGAGUAUUAUUAAUCGAAACUUUUCUACAACUAUUUCUAACAAUGCAAAUGUUGCAGUACUGGGUGCCAGUGGUGGUAUUGGACAGCCACUCUCCCUUCUUCUCAAAAUGUCACCCUUUGUAACCAGACUGACAUUAUACGACAUUGCACACACGCCCGGAGUUGCUGCUGAUCUUAGUCACAUAUCAUCACCAGCUCAAGUGAAAGGCUUCAUGGGCCCUAAUCAACUUGCUGAUUGUUUAAAGGGAGCUGAAGUGGUACUUAUUCCUGCUGGGGUCCCUCGCAAACCUGGUAUGACCAGAGAUGACUUGUUCAACACAAAUGCGUCAAUUGUGCGUGACCUUGUUUCUGUUUGUGCUGAUGUCUGUCCAAAGGCCAUGAUUUGCAUAAUCACUAAUCCAGUUAACUCUACUGUGCCCAUUGCAGCAGAAGUUCUCAAAAAGAAAAAGGUUUAUGAUCCCCGUAGAUUGUUUGGAGUUACCACACUUGAUGUUGUCAGAGCAAGUACAUUCAUUGCUGAAGCCAAGGGACUAAGUGUGAAGUCAGUGAACAUGCCCAUCAUUGGAGGACACAGCGGUGUCACCAUCAUCCCACUUAUAUCCCAGUGCACACCACCUGUCUCCUUCCCACAGGAUGUUCGUGAGAAGCUGACAGUGAGAAUACAGAAUGCUGGAACAGAGGUUGUCGAAGCUAAAGCUGGCUCUGGCUCAGCCACCCUGUCGAUGGCCUUUGCAGCGGCAAAAUUUGCUGAGAGCCUGGUGGAAGCCAUUGGAGGUGCCACGGGUAAGGUGGAGUGUGCUUUCGUAGAGUCCAAGGAGACAGAGGCAAAAUACUUCGCCACUCCUAUUCUUUUAGGGAGACAUGGCGUAGAAACCAACUUGGGUAUGGGCAAACUUAUCGAAUAUGAAAGAAAGCUGGUUGAUGCUGCCAUGCCUGAGCUCCUUGCAAACAUUAAGAAGGGGGAAGAAUUUGUUAAGAAGCCCUAAAUUAAACAUUGUGAUAUAAGCUUACAGAUGGGUAGAAAGAACAGUUAUUAGCGUACCAAUUGGUUGACAAAAACCUAUGUUUGUGUUUGUUUAAAUAAAGUCAUUCAUACAAGUGCUAUUUGAAAAUAACUUAAGCCGGCAAAAUCAAUUCGUUUUGUUGAUGACAUUGAACAAAUUGUGAGGAAUAGUUUUAAGUAUUACAUUAUUGUCCUUUAUUAUUUAUGUUUCUAGAUCUUGCAUUAUGAAAACUAAUGAUAGCUUUCAAUACGAAGUAUUGCUACAUUUGUGCGUACAUAAAAUGCACUGUUAUGCUGUAGAUUGCACCAUGUAAUAUUUUGAAGUCUGUUUGAGAACUGAAAUUUGAAAAUAAUUGGAAGUCACUUCAUCUGUAGAUAAAUGUUCUAUAAAGAAUUGCAAAAAUGUGUUCUAUGUGUUUGAAUUUUGCAGAAACCUUUUCCAAUCAUACUUUGUACUUUAGCAAUAGUUUAAAUGAAAUAUUUUGUUCAAGCAUGUUUAUGGUAAAAAUAAAUCUUUUAAAGAGUUUAA
Messenger RNA from Dreissena polymorpha, 1662 nucleotides. RefSeq names its product malate dehydrogenase, mitochondrial-like. NCBI's taxonomy places the organism in Eukaryota, Metazoa, Mollusca, Bivalvia, Myida, Dreissenidae. The record is from RefSeq and is a predicted model, not a curated record. The transcript has 8 exons. Gene Ontology annotation, biological process: malate metabolic process; tricarboxylic acid cycle. Gene Ontology annotation, molecular function: L-malate dehydrogenase (NAD+) activity. Bases 103 to 1116 code for a protein of 337 amino acids. Gene Ontology annotation, cellular component: cytoplasm; mitochondrion.